GUCAGGUGUCGCGCAGCCCAACCUCGCCAUGUCCCGGGAGCUGGAGAUCAUGGAGGCGCAGGUGAUGUGGGAACCGGACUCCAAGCGGAACACCCACAUGGAUCAAUUCCGGGCAGCCGUGGCCGCCGACUACGGCAUCCACCUCGCCAACUACAAUGACCUGUAUCAGUGGUCAGUGGAACACUAUCCAGAUUUCUGGGCUGAAUUCUGGAAGUUCAGCGGUCUGACCUUCUCCCGUCUGUAUACCGAGGUGGUUGACUCUUCAAAAGGCAUUGCAGAUGUUCCUGAGUGGUUUAAAGGCAGCCGGCUGAACUACGCUGAGAACCUCCUGAAGCACAAAGAAAAUGAUAAAAUUGCUCUCUAUGCUGCACAGGAAGGCAAAGAAGAGAUCCUGAAAGUGACGUUCGGGGAGCUGCGGCAGCGCGUCGCUCUCUACGCCGCCGCCAUGAGGAAGAUGGGAGUGCAGACGGGAGACAGAGUUGUCGGUUAUUUGCCAAACGGGAUCCAUGCGGUGGAAGCCAUGCUGGCAGCUGCGAGCAUCGGGGCCAUUUGGAGCGCGACGUCACCUGACUUUGGCGUCAACGGCGUCCUGGACAGGUUUUCUCAAAUCCAGCCCAAGUUGAUCUUCUCCGUCGAAGCCGUCAUCUACAACGGGAAGAAACACAAUCACCUGGAAAAGCUCCAGAGCGUGGUCAAGGGUCUGCCCGAUCUACAGAAAGUCGUGGUGAUUCCAUAUGUUUCUUCAAAAGAGUCCAUAGAUACUUCCAAAAUUCCAAACAGCGUCUUCUUGGAAGACUUCCUCGCCACAGGGAAAGGAGACCAGGCCCCGCAGCUGGAGUUCGAGCAGCUUCCCUUCGGCCACCCCCUCUUCAUCAUGUACUCCUCCGGCACGACCGGCGCGCCCAAAUGCAUGGUCCACUCCGCAGGGGGUACCUUAGUGCAGCACUUGAAGGAGCACGUUCUUCACGGCAACACGACGAGUAGUGACGUCAUCAUGUACUACACAACGACCGGCUGGAUGAUGUGGAAUUGGUUGGUGUCUGCUCUGGCUACGGGUGCUUCUGUGGUUCUUAGCUCACAAGUUCCUCUUUGCCCUGCUCCCUCGAUUUCUACAGACAUUCUAAAUGCCAUUGGGAUCACUAUACUAGGCACGGGCGCCAAGUGGUUGGCGGUGCUCGAAGAGAAGAACCUGAAGCCCUGUGAAACUCAUAACCUCCAGACGCUCCAUACCAUCCUGUCGACCGGCUCGCCUCUCAAGCCCCAGAGUUACGAGUACGUCUACAGGUGCAUAAAGAGCAGCGUCCUGCUGGGAUCCAUUUCAGGGAAGCCAGUUUGGGGGGAAAGCGGGGAGCUGGUGUGCACCAAGCCCAUGCCCUGCCAGCCGACGCAUUUCUGGAACGAUGAAAACGGUAUCAAAUACAGGAAGGCGUAUUUUUCAAAAUUCCCAGGUGUUUGGUCCCACGGAGACUACUGCAAAAUCAACCCCAAGACAGGAGGCAUCGUCAUGCUUGGGCGCAGUGACGGCACGUUGAAUCCGAGCGGGGUGAGGUUUGGGAGUUCGGAGAUCUAUAACAUAGUGGAAGCUUUUGAAGAGGUCUCGGACAGCCUCUGCGUCCCUCAGUACAGUGAGGACGGCGAAGAACGGGUCAUCCUCUUCCUGAAGAUGGCCACCAACCAGGUGUUCAGCCUGGAUCUCGUGCAGCGGAUGAGGGAAGCGAUCCGGGCAGCGCUCUCUGCCAGACACGUCCCUAGCAUUAUUCUGGAAACCGAAGGCAUUCCGUACACGAUAAAUGGAAAGAAAGUCGAAGUGGCCGUGAAGCAGAUCAUCGCUGGGAAGGAAGUUGAGCAGCGGGGCACCUUCUCCAACCCAGAGACGCUGGACCUUUACCGGGAUAUCCCCGAGCUCCGCGGCUUCUGAAGCCAUCGGCCGCCCUGCCUCCCUGUGUUUGUGUGUGUGCGUGUGUGCGUGGGGCUUUUGUACCAUGUAUAUAUGUAUAUGAAUACUGUGUCUAAAGGAGAGCCUCUUAUUUAAGUUACGGUGUUUCCUUUUUAUAAGGAGCAGUGCUGUCCCUUGGAUACUGCAUGGCGCGGCUUGGGGUGGAAGUUGCAGAUUUCCCUCAACUCUGAUACCAGGCGUGGGGCCUUUUAUAAGAUGCUUAACACCUCUUCC
Gekko japonicus is the source of this 2170-nucleotide messenger RNA. It is a transcript of the gene AACS, whose product is annotated as acetoacetyl-CoA synthetase. The record is from RefSeq and is a predicted model, not a curated record. Gene Ontology annotation, cellular component: cytosol. The transcript is spliced from 18 exons. Gene Ontology annotation, biological process: positive regulation of insulin secretion; lipid metabolic process. Gene Ontology annotation, molecular function: acetoacetate-CoA ligase activity. Lineage: Eukaryota; Metazoa; Chordata; Lepidosauria; Squamata; Gekkonidae. The coding region runs from base 29 to 1918 and encodes 629 amino acids.